CUGCACGGAAACAGGUUAGCACUGGCUGAAAGCUCAUUUCUGUAGAAGGCUGCAGUCUGCGACAUACCACCUCAUUCCCAGUUUUCUCUGGUCGGAGUCUACAGCGAAGACCUUUUUAAUUUGACACUUAUUUAAAAAACGACAUUUGUGUCGGUUUCCUUCGAAGCUUCCUUCAUGUGCUGCUGAGACCAGCAGAGCUGAAGAUGAAGUGUGGGCUCUCUCUGGCAGCGGUUGUUGCCCUCCUAGCACUGCUGCUGUCCUCCUCUCAGGCCCAGGAGCAAGACACUCAGUGUAACACUACAGUGAAGGCCGACAUCAUGAUGCUAGUCGACGGCUCCUGGAGCAUUGGGCGCCUGAACUUUAAAACCAUGCGCAACUUCAUCGCUCGCCUGGUCAGCGUGUUUGACAUUGGCCCAGACAGAGUCCAGAUCGGUCUGGCUCAGUACAGCGGUGACACAAAGACUGAAUGGCACCUGAACGCCCACUCCACCAAAGAAUCCCUGCUGAAUGCUGUUGCCAACUUGCCAUAUAAAGGAGGAAACACCAUGACAGGAAUGGCUCUGAACCAUAUUCUCCAGUACAACUUCAAACCCAACGUGGGGUUGCGUCCAGACUCCCGCAAAAUUGGCAUCCUGAUCACUGAUGGAAAGUCCCAGGAUGAAGUCAUCUUAACUUCACAGAACCUGAGAGACAGCGGCAUCGAGCUCUAUGCUAUUGGUGUAAAACACGCUGAUGAGAAUGAGCUGAGGUCCAUCGCCUCUGACCCAGAUGACAUUCACAUGUACGACGUCUACGACUUCCAGUUCCUGCUGGACAUCAUUGACGAACUCUCUGUCAACCUGUGUAACAGUGUUAAGGGCUCAGGUCAUACUCUAGAGGCGCCCACCAAUCUGGUGACCUCAGAGGUGACAGAGAGCUCCUUUCGUGCCACCUGGACUCCACCCAAUGGCACCGUGGAGAAAUACCAUGUCACUUACAUGAUGACAGCUGGGGAACGCAUUGAGAAGCUGCUAGUCAGUGGAUCGGUGAGCACUGUAGUGCUAGAAAAUCUAAACCCUCUGACUGAGUACGUCAUCAAUGUUUACGCUGUGAUUGGCAAGCGGAGCAGCGAGCCUCUCAGGGGCACCGAGACCACCCGAGAUGUAUAGGUGCCAUUUGAGCUGGUGGAGUCGUCAUUCAGAAGGAAGUUUAACUCCUCUGCUUCAGCUGUAUGGUUCCACUUCCCCAAAACCAGUCAGCCACUUAAAAAUACUCCAUCUGUGUCGGACUACGUGUUUCAUGUUGUGGCAUUUUAAAACACAUUUAUAAAUGUGACCACAUUACAGUUACUUCUUGUACUCUCUCUCUGUUGACCUGAGGAUCAAUAAAAACAACAUGGCUCUCAUGAUCAACAAA
This is a messenger RNA of Oreochromis niloticus (Nile tilapia), 1395 nucleotides long. Its product is annotated as collagen alpha-1(XII) chain. Gene Ontology annotation, molecular function: protein binding. NCBI's taxonomy places the organism in Eukaryota, Metazoa, Chordata, Actinopteri, Cichliformes, Cichlidae. The record is from RefSeq and is a predicted model, not a curated record. Bases 204 to 1148 code for a protein of 314 amino acids. The transcript has 9 exons. Gene Ontology annotation, biological process: endodermal cell differentiation.